AUGGAAGCCAGAGACCCAGACCCCGACGCCCCGCGCCGUGUUCGACUCCAGCUUGACUUGAGCUCAAUCCACGCCAGAAUGCAGAGCAGCGCUGCGGAUGCCUCCCCACGCGUCACCGCCCCCUCGGCGCUGCUUGUCUCCGCCCUGAAGGCCGGUACUUUGACUGGCGGUGCUGGCGUUCUGCUCGGCAGCGCCCAAGGCAUCAUCGCCUCCAAAUCUCCGGCGCUGUUUGCAGCUUUUGCAGGCGUGCAAUGGUUCACCGCAGGGACCGCGUACUGGGCCAUCCGGAGCGCCAUCUUGAACCGGCGAGGCCUUGGGGUCUGGUACGACAUCACGCGCGGUGCCGCUCCCGGAGUCAGCAAAGUCGACACUUUCUCACAGUCGGAGAAGGUUCAGGCCAGCACCGUCGCUGGAGGCUUUUCUGGCGGAAUCGUGGCUGCCGUGACACGAAGCCGGGCGCACAUUAUUCCCGGUGCGGUCAUGUUUUCCCUCUUUGGGUUUGCGGGGCAGCACCUCUACAGUUUCUUGGAUUCAAUACAUGCCGCGUCUGCUGACAAACCUGCUGAGGGCAAGAGCUGGUUCCGAAAGCUAGCCGACUCCCGGUUCAGCCCCGUCAAAGUGCUCUCGGAGGGAGAAUACGAGCAAUUGCUCCGAGAGAAGCUUCUCAAGGUUCAGGUGGAACUCGCCCUCGUCGAUGAGGCCAUCGAGGAACUCCGACAGCAGAACAGCCCGAAGAAAUGA
Molecule: messenger RNA, 741 nt
Organism: Diplodia corticola
Lineage: Eukaryota; Fungi; Ascomycota; Dothideomycetes; Botryosphaeriales; Botryosphaeriaceae
Exons: 4
Coding region: 1-741 (246 amino acids)
Source: RefSeq, a predicted model, not a curated record